This is a messenger RNA of Arachis ipaensis, 2146 nucleotides long. RefSeq names its product Pentatricopeptide repeat (PPR) superfamily protein. Gene Ontology annotation, molecular function: protein binding. Lineage: Eukaryota; Viridiplantae; Streptophyta; Magnoliopsida; Fabales; Fabaceae. The record is from RefSeq and is a predicted model, not a curated record.
AGAUAACAAUUUUGGGUUUAGGGUUUCGGAUCUUAAUUCAUCCAAUGCUGACUAAUCGUGCAACACUCAUCCAACUACUCCGCAACUCAAUCCUCAAUGCGAAAACCCUAACAACCACCGCCACCGCGACCUCUUCUAACCGGGACGAGUACUUCACGGCAAUCCACCACGUGUCGAACAUCGUGCGGAAGGACUUCUACAUGGAGCGAACCCUCAACAAGCUCCGAAUAACCGUCACGCCGGAGCUGGUUUUCCGCGUCCUCCGCUCCUGCUCCAACUCCCCCGAUGAAUCCCUCCGCUUCUUCAACUGGGCCUGCUCCCACCACUCCACCUCCUACACCCCCACGUCCGUGGAGUUCGAACAACUCCUCAACACUCUCGCCCGCCACAAAAACUACAACACCAUGUGGAAACUCAUCCACCAGUUCAAGAACCCUAGCAACAGCACCGGCUCCAGCACCAUGUCCCUCUCCACCGAUGCCGUCUCCUCCAUCAUCGAAUGCUAUGGCACUCACCGCCUCGUUGACCAGGCUGUCCAGGUCUUUAACAAGUCGCCUUCACUCUUCAACUGUCCCCAAACUGUCGCCAUCUACAACUCCCUCCUCUUCGCCCUCUGCGAGUCCAAGCUCUUCCACGGCGCAUACGCCUUAAUACGCCGCAUGAUCCGCAAGGGCGUCUCCCCCGACAAGAGGACCUAUUCCACCCUUGUCAAUGCCUGGUGCUCCAAUGGGAAAAUGCGUGAGGCGCAGCAGUUCUUAAAGGAAAUGAGUGAUAAAGGAUUCAAUCCUCCUGUUAGGGGCAGAGACCUUCUUGUCGAGGGGCUGUUAAACGCAGGCUACUUUGAAUCUGCUAAGGAAAUGAUGAGGAAGAUGGUGAAGGAGGGCUCUGUCCCUGAUGUGGAAACGUUCAAUGUAUUGGUGGAAUCUGUGUGCAGAACAGGGCAAGUUGAGUUCUGUGUUGGGUUGUUUCGCGAAGUGUGUCAGUUGGGGAUGGUGCCCGAUGUUAACACCUACAAGGUUCUGAUUCCGGCUGUGUCAAAGGCCGGGUUGAUGGACGAGGCGUUUAGGCUGUUGCAUAAUUUGGUUGAGGAUGGGCACAGGCCAUUUCCUAGCUUGUAUGCUCCGAUCAUUAAGGCAUUGUGUAAGAGGGGACAGUUUGAUGAUGCGUUUUGCUUCUUUGGCGACAUGAAAGCGAAAGGGCAUCCCCCUAAUAGGCCUGUGUAUACCAUGCUGAUAACAAUGUGUGGUCGCGGAGGGAGGUUUGUGGAUGCUGCUAAUUACUUGAUGGAGAUGACUGAGAUGGGAUUGGUGCCAAUAUCAAGGUGUUUUGAUAUGGUUGCUGAUGGGUUGAAGAAUUGUGGGAAGCAUGAUUUGGCCAAGAGGGUGGAACAGCUGGAGGUUUCGAUCCGUGGGGUUUGAUGGAUCUCAGAGAGUCAGAAGCUUCCGUAUCAUUCAUUGUGUGGUGGCUGGUUAGCUUCCUGCUUGCUUGUGGCAGAUAUGAUGCUAUCUGCAUACAUUGAUUGUAGCUGGCAGGGUGUUGGAANAAAAGGAGUCUAAACAAUGCAACUAGACGAGAUUUUGAUAAGGCAUUGCAAAUCUGUUGAAUACCGUUUCAAGCACCCGCUGAUGUGGCUAGAAUAUGUUUAACCACCUCUAGGAGAGAAUGGUUAGUCCUGGAAUAAAUUAAAGUUUGAAUCAUUUGAAUCAUUCCCAUUCUGGCAUUCUUUGCUAAUGUUUUUACCAUAUUCCAACCAAAAGAGGCCUGGAGGGAGGCUGAAUUGCAGACGAGGGACCCAAAUCUUCCAUGUUCAUGGCAUAACUAUUGGAGCGUCUCUAAUCUUUUGGAGACCUUGUUUGAAUUGGCAGCUUUGAUGUAUGACUUUGGAAAUUCACACAUCUGGAUCAAACAGAAAUUACAUUUUUUUUUAUCGUCUUUAAUAUCCUGAUUGAAUUUCGUUUUCCAGCUUGUAAUUCUGCUGAAGAAAUGUUUAACUGCUUGUAAAAGUAAUAAUAUUUGUAGCUACAUGUAGCUUUAGAGCUCCUGUUUGUUUUUUGUAAUGAAAGGAAAAUAAUGUUACACAUUGUUGCAGCACUUUCUAUAGUUUCUAGGUAAAUCUAAAAACUUAAAAGAGAUUUAAGUUUGUCUC